Molecule: messenger RNA, 969 nt
Organism: Aedes aegypti (yellow fever mosquito)
Lineage: Eukaryota; Metazoa; Arthropoda; Insecta; Diptera; Culicidae
Gene: mRpL4
Product: 39S ribosomal protein L4, mitochondrial
Exons: 1
Coding region: 81-920 (279 amino acids)
Biological process (GO): translation
Cellular component (GO): ribosome
Molecular function (GO): structural constituent of ribosome
Source: RefSeq, a predicted model, not a curated record
GACAGCCGAGCACUCCCCGCAUGCGGUGUUUACAAAAGUCUAUCUCGUAACACUUUCCUCAUUCAUCAGAUUAUUCAAAAAUGUUCCAACUAUUUCAAAAAAGUGCCGGUAAACUCCUCAGUUUCAAAGUUCCGCCGGUGGCAGCAGUCAGUCAAUGCCGCGCACUAGUCCAGCAACAACACCAAGCAUCAAAUUCGACCGAUUUGAACCCAUUCCGGGCACCCCGCUCUGUAUGGAUAGAAAACUUGGAUACCAUCGAGGAGCAAAAGCUCGGAAUCCAGCAGCUGAGUAGCGAAGUGUUUGGCGCCGCUCCUCGAAUCGACAUCGUCCACCAGAAUAUCGAAUGGCAGCGGAAGUACCGUUUCGUAAGCUUUUCCCAUUCAAAAACCCGCAAUGAAGUCCGAGGCGGCGGUCGGAAACCAUGGCCACAGAAGGGUUUGGGACGGGCUCGUCACGGAUCGAUUCGGUCUCCGUUGUGGCGCGGUGGCGGAAUUGCCCACGGUCCACGUUCUCCAACAACGCAUUUCUACAUGUUGCCGUUCUUCAGUCGAGUUCUGGGGCUGGUUUCGACGCUGUCCAUCAAACUGGCUCAGGAUGAUUUGCACAUAGUGAGGGAUCUGGAUAUUCCCACAGAGGAUCCACAAUACUUGAGGGAUCUAGUUCAGGAACGAGCCUGGGGACCUUCGGUGCUUUUCAUCGACAGUAGCGACAUUAUGCCACGGAAUAUUUCGGCAGGGGCGGACGAAAUCGACCACAUCAACCUGAUGCCGGUUUACGGGCUUAACGUAUAUUCCAUGUUGAAACACGACACUUUGGUUCUGACGAAAAGCGCCGCGGAGGAAAUCGAAUCGAAACUCAGCGAACAUAUGCACCGGACCGAUGCCCGGUCCUUGAUGACCAAGUUUAAGGUUGAUCGAUAAAUUGUGGAUGAUCGCGAGUAAAAUAAAAUAUGCUAGUAGAUCGAUGCAA